Molecule: messenger RNA, 724 nt
Organism: Saprolegnia diclina VS20
Lineage: Eukaryota; Oomycota; Saprolegniomycetes; Saprolegniales; Saprolegniaceae
Exons: 2
Coding region: 31-678 (215 amino acids)
Source: RefSeq, a predicted model, not a curated record
GCUCAUUUUACUUCAAGCACCAAAAGGCGCAUGUGCCAAGGCCCCAAGACCUCGCGGACGCCGCCCCGCUACAACACGAUCCAAGCGCUUCUGUCGCCGAUGGAUGACGCUGAGAAUACCGAGGACUGUCUCUCGUGCGAGGAAGACGACGAGUGCACGACAAGCCCCGAGUCGUCGUCGCCGCUCUCGUCCGCCACUUCACCGGACCGCAGUACCCGCGCGAUUCUGGCGCGUCUCAAAACUGGCCAAGAUGUCUGCGUCGUUGUCGACCGUGGGCACGUCAACUGGGUCGCGUCGUACAUGCAGUACGGCUUUGACUCGAACAGCAUUUUUCGCUCGAUCGUGCCAGUCCGACCAACGUCGACGCCGUGGACGCAAGAUGAACUCAACUACGUCCAGGCCAUCCAGCGCUGCAUCAAGGACGGCCAUGUCCGGGUGCCGUACGGCCGCUGCACGGCGACCUUUAUCGCCGAGCGACUGCACACGACCCGCGAACGCGUGCACCGGUAUCUCAAGCUCGUGCCGUCGCCGUCGUCGGCGGAUGGUGCGACCGCGUCCGCGCUUGCCGAGCUCAAGGAACUCCGGAGCUAUUUUUUGAGUACGCUCGAGCGCUCCGUGCUCACCGUCAUGGCCAACGUCGGCCUCGAUCAGUCGUGGGUUGUCGCAAUCAAAUACUGACGACGAUUCUUCUAUAUAUUAAACAAAAUUACUUUAUCAAACGCAA